Messenger RNA from Rhipicephalus microplus (southern cattle tick), 1376 nucleotides. Its product is annotated as kelch domain-containing protein 2-like. The record is from RefSeq and is a predicted model, not a curated record. NCBI's taxonomy places the organism in Eukaryota, Metazoa, Arthropoda, Arachnida, Ixodida, Ixodidae. Gene Ontology annotation, molecular function: protein binding.
UUUAGCGACGAAAGCAGUGACGAAAGUUUGCGGGAGGUUGGGAAGCAGGCUGAGGAGAUCUUCAAAUGCGAGCGUCUUCUACGUUCCGGGCGCGAAACGAGCAUCAUGAGCAACGCGGAGAGUUCGACCAAACCGCUGCAGCGAACGGGACACGUCGCCACUGCGUACAAGAAUGGCGUGCUCGUCUGGGGAGGCUACCGGGAGACGGAGCGAACGACGAUAUACCUGCCAGGCAAUGAGCUCUGGUUUUACGAUACCUUCCUCGAGAAAUGGACGCCACGAAGCCUGGCGGGGGACAUCCCACCGGGCACGUCAGGUGCAGUUGCCCAAGUGCUGGGGGAUGCAAUGUAUCUGUUUGGCGGUUUCCUCACCGACCGCAACACGAACCAGCUGUACAGACUCGACCUGACCACACUCACAUGGGAGCUGGUGGACGCGCAGGGAGACCUGCCCAUCCCCUGCGACAAGAUGGCAGGCUGGACGUAUCGAGACUGGUGAGUCUAUACUGUGUUCGGUGGGUUUGGCAUCUCACCACGUGCAGGAGUGCAGCGGCCAGCAGACUUUGUCUUCCUCCACGACAUGCAAGCACCUUGGAGAGGAUGGUCCAACCAGCUGGUGGCAUUCAACACCCAGACCAACUCGUGGAGUUGGCCCAUGUACAAGGGCACGGCACCAGUGGCACGAGCCGCUCACGCGGCUGCGCGAAUCGACGGCCAGGUGUUCAUCUUUGGUGGCCGUCACCAGCAGAUUAGGCUCAACGACAUCCAUCGGCUGGACCUCACCACUAUGCAUUGGACUGGCGUGUUGAGGACCAUAGGCGAAAAGCCACGCGGUCGGUCGUGGCACAGCUUCACGGCACUUCCCCCAUUCCGCAUCGUCCUCUACGGGGGGUUCAGCCAGACGGAAGAGCCACUGUCCGACUGCUGGUUGUUUGUGGUUCCUGCCCUGACCUGGGUGCGCGUCGAGGUGCAGCUCCCCCCACGACUGUGGCACUCGGCCUGUCUCAGCUGCGAGCUGGAGGUCAUCGUGUUCGGUGGAUGUGCGCGGAACAUCUUCCAGCAAGACGGCAUCCAAGCGGAGGACACAGUGAUCACUCUUUCCUUUUCGCCGAGGAGCCUCUACCGGAUCUGCCUGGAACGGGCUCUGCGGCUCAGACACGUCCUCCAGUCCCAGUGGCCAAUGCUGCCCCCAUCAGUCCGAGACACGCUAUACCUCAUGCAUGGGAACACGCAAGGCUCUAGGCUUGAUGGAUCGUGAACAAGCAACGCUCGCCUCUUGCGAAAUGACGAUGCAAUAUUAACCCCUGUACAUAAAAUUGACAUAACGUUACAAUUUAUAUGAACUAGAGUAAAUAAAAUUUCCAUUGAGACAUCUGG